Sinocyclocheilus grahami is the source of this 3237-nucleotide messenger RNA. RefSeq names its product retinoic acid receptor, alpha b (gene rarab). The transcript is spliced from 10 exons. Lineage: Eukaryota; Metazoa; Chordata; Actinopteri; Cypriniformes; Cyprinidae. The record is from RefSeq and is a predicted model, not a curated record. Gene Ontology annotation, biological process: regulation of transcription by RNA polymerase II; retinoic acid receptor signaling pathway; cellular response to corticotropin-releasing hormone stimulus. Gene Ontology annotation, cellular component: transcription regulator complex; nucleus. The coding region runs from base 836 to 2206 and encodes 456 amino acids. Gene Ontology annotation, molecular function: zinc ion binding; nuclear glucocorticoid receptor binding; nuclear receptor activity.
CACCGCGCGCGCAAGGGGAGAAUGGGAGGAGACGGCUGCGUAGGCUGGCCGGUGUUCGGUUUCACCAGCUCACACGUGACCGCAAUGGCUGCUUGUCUGCUCUGUGCAGUGCAUCAUUCCUCCGCCGCCCAGCGAACGUAGGCUAGAGCAGUUUUCUCGCUUCGCUGAACUGUCGGUGAGGACAUUUACCACCCGCCGAGGCGAAACUCCUCCGCGUUCCGCCGAACAGCUCACCGGCAGAGAACAACCACAUUCGGGAGAGAAAUUAAAGCGUCUCGGGCUUCAACUUCCACCAACCAACACAGCGGUAGGAGGAGUCAACAGAUGUUUCUCUCUGGUGUGGUGCUGUUCCUCUGGCUGUCUGAAGAGAUUUAAGACGGAGAAAUCCAGCAGCAGGUUACUCGCUCUGACAGGUUUGACCCGAGAGCAGUUUGUCACCUACGGAGCAUUGCUUCUCAUUUCCUCUUGCGUCACAUCACCCUAGUCCAUCAUCCUGUGAAGAGUAACUGGAAUAUACUGCCUCAACACACUUUUAUUCUAAGAGAACUGUGGGAUUGCUUUCCAGAGAGUUACAUAACACCGAAACAAAGAGCGCUACACCUGUGAGCCGUACACUGUGAUUGAAUGGCUUCAUAAUCACUCACACGCACCCUGGAUCACCAAUCAUUAACCUGUUUCUGUCUCAAGCCACAGUAGCGAGCGCCCGCACAGACAAUUGCAAACAAAGCUCUCAUAGUUGGAUUACCAAAAGUAGCUCAUGAUGGGAAAGUAGACAUCCGGCAUCACGGAUAGCCUGCACAGAGGUCUGGGACUCAGUGCUGUAUCUGAGCGUGCCAUGUCUGGAAACGGCAACCACUGCCCCAGCCCCAGAGGUCUGGGCAAUCCUUUAGGGGGCUUCCCGAUGCCGCACUACCCUUACUUCUUUCCUCAUAUGCUAGGAGGGCUCUCCCCUCCGGCGCUUCCAGGACUUCCCGUCAGUGGAUACAGCACUCCGUCUCCUGCAACUGUGGAGACCCAGAGCACAAGCUCAGAGGAGAUCGUACCAAGCCCACCUUCUCCACCUCCUCCACCACGGGUCUACAAGCCCUGUUUCGUCUGCCAGGACAAGUCCUCAGGCUACCAUUAUGGAGUUAGUGCAUGUGAAGGGUGCAAGGGCUUUUUCCGAAGGAGCAUUCAGAAGAACAUGGUGUACACCUGCCACAGAGAGAAGAGCUGUAUCAUCAACAAGGUCACCCGAAACCGCUGCCAGUACUGCCGGCUGCAGAAGUGCCUGGAAGUGGGCAUGUCUAAAGAAUCUGUUCGGAACGACCGGAACAAGAGGAAGAAGGAAGAGAAGAAGCAGGAGUGUUCGGAGAGUUACGUCUUAAGUCCUGAUACGGAGCAGAUGAUCGAGCGGGUUAGGAAGGCCCAUCAGGAAACCUUCCCCUCGCUGUGCCAGCUGGGCAAAUACACCACGAACAACAGUGCAGAACAGAGGGUCGCUCUAGAUGUUGACCUGUGGGACAAGUUCAGUGAACUCUCCACCAAAUGCAUUAUUAAAACGGUGGAGUUCGCCAAGCAGCUGCCGGGCUUCACCACACUCACUAUCGCAGAUCAGAUCACCCUGUUAAAGGCCGCCUGUCUCGACAUCCUGAUUCUGCGAAUAUGUACGCGCUACACACCAGAUCAGGACACCAUGACGUUUUCAGACGGUCUGACACUGAACCGCACGCAGAUGCACAACGCCGGCUUCGGUCCACUGACGGAUCUGGUUUUCGCUUUCGCCAACCAGCUCCUGCCUCUGGAGAUGGAUGAUGCAGAGACUGGGCUUCUCAGCGCCAUCUGUCUGCUGUGUGGAGAUCGCCAGGAUCUGGAGCAGUCGGAUAAGGUGGAUGUGCUUCAGGAGCCGCUGCUGGAGGCCCUAAAGAUCUACGUGAGAAAGAGGAGGCCUCAUAAACCACACAUGUUCCCCAAGAUGCUGAUGAAGAUCACAGACCUGAGGAGUAUCAGCGCUAAAGGAGCCGAGCGAGUAAUAACGCUGAAAAUGGAGAUUCCCGGCUCCAUGCCUCCACUCAUUCAGGAGAUGCUGGAGAAUUCGGAGGGUCUGGAGGGUGGCGGUGGGGCGAGAGGAGGAGGAGGUGGAGGAAAAGGAGCGCCACCAGGAAGCUGCAGCCCCAGUUUGUCUCCCAGCUCGGCACACAGCAGCCCCUCAGCUCACUCUCCCUGAGUCUCACCCCCAGACAAGGCUCCGUACGGAACGAAACUGGUUCCAAACCAGAAAUAAGCCACAGCCGACCAGCGCCAGAAACCAGAAUUCCGGUAGACUUUAAUCUGGGCUGACCGGACCCGAACAGUUAAUCUGGCCGGCUUUCAUUAGCUGAAGACCAAUUGAGUUACACACAGGCCGAGCCUGCUCAAAACUCACACUGUCAUUAAAACCACCAGUGAUUCAGUGACUACCAGAGCCCUGCAGCUUUUCACGUAUCGGUGAUCUAUGAAGACGGCAGAACAAAUGCCCCGUGUGUGCAGAAGCGGCUCUUUUCUGUGUCUUCCUAGCUCUGCUCCCAUCACACAAACUGUGAAGGCCCAGAUAAGCUCUCCUUAUCUGAGGGACGCUUUCUCUUGAGCCUGUGACGUUAUACAUUUCAAUCCCUUAAAAGCAAGCUAAAGGACAUUAGGACGUCAAAUGUCCACAAGUCAGGGACAUUUUGAACUUUCCAGCUGUUUUGGUUCUGUUUCUUUGUUUUCUUACAAAAGGAUAUAUGAAUAUAUGAAAUCUAUAUUGACCGAAAAAUGAGAUUUGAAUUUUGUGUCUUAGGUGGAAUGCAGAACAGUUCUUAUCUUUUCUCUCUCUCACUUUUCUCAAGAGUUAAACACAGUUAUGGUCGACCCACUGUUAUGUUCACUCCAAGACCUGUUCACGUCAUGCACAAGGGCACGUCACACUAGCACUGAAAAUCAUGCGAUGGGGUUAAAAUGCAAUUUUGUUCAGUGAGGAAAUGAUUUGGAGACGUAUUCACAAUGGUCAACUUGGCAGUUGUGGCAAAGAAAUGAAAGAUCUCAUGUAAACAAGCAGCUUGUGAUUGAUGAUGAUGUGUUUGAGAUCUCAGAGCGGUAAAUGCCUUUGUGUAAUGUGUAUCUUUUUAAUAUUGUUUCUUAAUUUACUCUUUAAUUUUUGUAAUUGUCAACUGUCGAAAGACAGAGACCCCCUCUACACAGUAUUAGCAGAUUAUAAAAUAAAAAGGAGAUUUCCAAACA